AUGGUCGCCUGCCCGAUUUGUGAAAAGCCGGUGAAGGAAGUGAACAUUAACCGACACAUCGACUCUGGAUGUCAGGAUCUAAUUGACGAGGCGACUCCGUCUCAGGCCAACCAAGCCAAUGCCGCCACUUCGAAAACUCCGAAGGCACCCAGCUUCUUCACACCAGCAAGCAAGCGAACAGUGAAUUCACAGGAUGACCGGUCCGUCUCCCACACCAGCUCGAUCGCCAAAGCAGACUCGGGUGAUGCCGUUGGGCUCAAACCCCUACCGUCAGCGUCACCUGCACCGAUACAUGGUGUGAAGCGUUCUGCUGAUGGCGAGGAUUCUACUGGCGUAAACGUACAGCAGCCAGCAGCGGCGUGCCCCAUAAGCAAGAGGCCAAAGAAGACACAUGCGCCACUUGCCGAGCGGAUGCGGCCGCAAACUUUGGACGAGGUUGCUGGGCAGGAGCUCGUGGGCCCGAACGGCGUACUCCGCAACCUCAUAUUGACCGACAGAGUUCCGUCCAUGAUCUUAUGGGGUGGCCCAGGUACAGGGAAGACGACUAUUGCUCGGCUGAUUGCGCAGACGGCGGGUACAAGAUUCGUAGAGAUCAACAGCACCUCCAGCGGAGUCGCGGAAUGCAAGAAGCUGUUCGCCGAAGCAAAGAACGAGCUCGGCUUGACCGGACGCAAAACGAUCAUCUUCUGCGACGAGAUUCAUCGCUUCAGCAAAUCGCAACAAGAUGUGUUCCUUGGUCCGGUCGAGGCAGGGCAAGUAACGCUUAUUGGCGCUACUACGGAAAAUCCAAGCUUCAAGGUAGUGAACGCGCUGCUUAGCCGAUGCAGGACAUUCACUCUGUCUAAGUUGUCUGGCGACAAUGUCUUUGGCAUCCUCAAGCGUGCAUUGGGGCAAGAAGUGCCUGGCCUCCCAACGCCAGCACCGAGCCCCAACGACGACUAUGCACUUGUUCGCUACCUGGCCGAAUUUGCAGACGGGGAUGCUCGCACUGGGCUUAAUUUGCUUGAGCUUGCACUUGAUUUGUGUGAGAAGCCAGCCCUCACAGCGGAAGAUAUUAGGAAGAGCCUGACGCAGACGCUUGUGUACGAUCGCGCGGGUGAUCAGCAUUACGAUACCAUCAGCGCGUUCCACAAGUCUGUGCGUGGAAGCAAUGCUGAUGCUGCCCUAUACUACCUUGCUCGUAUGCUGCAAUCCGGCGAGGAUCCGCUUUAUGUUGCAAGGCGUAUGGUCGUCAUUGCCAGCGAAGAUGUAGGCUUGGCAGACAACAGCUUGCUUUCACUAGCGACGGCAACAUAUUCCGCCGCGGAGAAGAUAGGCAUGCCGGAAUGUCGCAUCAACCUGGCGCAUUGCGCGGUGGCACUAAGUCUGGCUCGGAAGAGCACGCGCGCUUACCGCGGUCUGAACGCAGCGUAUAGGGCACUAAGCGAGCCGGGUAUGGCGGGACUUCCGGUGCCGAUCCAUCUUCGCAACGCACCCACGAAGCUCAUGAAGGAGCUCGGGUACGGCAAGGAGUACAAAUAUAACCCGGACUACGCUGAUGGUCGCGUUGUACAAGACUAUCUACCCGCCAAGCUUGAAGGUCGCAGAUUUCUUGGCUCGCAGGAUCUAGGCGAUCAGGUCGAUCCGGAAGUCGCGGAGCUGGAAGGAGAAUUGCGAAUGGCUUCAGCGUACGAAUCCGGCGAGCCUGAGGUACUGCUGGACCCGGACGGAGAUUGA
Messenger RNA from Baudoinia panamericana UAMH 10762, 1716 nucleotides. RefSeq lists its product as uncharacterized. Gene Ontology annotation, biological process: regulation of DNA repair; DNA repair; DNA-templated DNA replication. The record is from RefSeq and is a predicted model, not a curated record. Lineage: Eukaryota; Fungi; Ascomycota; Dothideomycetes; Mycosphaerellales; Teratosphaeriaceae. Gene Ontology annotation, molecular function: DNA binding; ATP hydrolysis activity; single-stranded DNA helicase activity. The transcript has 2 exons. The coding region runs from base 1 to 1716 and encodes 571 amino acids. Gene Ontology annotation, cellular component: nucleus.